This is a messenger RNA of Helicoverpa armigera (cotton bollworm), 856 nucleotides long. RefSeq lists its product as uncharacterized. The transcript has 4 exons. NCBI's taxonomy places the organism in Eukaryota, Metazoa, Arthropoda, Insecta, Lepidoptera, Noctuidae. The record is from RefSeq and is a predicted model, not a curated record. The coding region runs from base 62 to 421 and encodes 119 amino acids.
AAAGAUAUCAUUUUGAUUUUGAAUUUGGCAGAGAAACAGAAAAAUAAAAAAUAUAUUGAAAAUGCAAAACAUUGUAGUAGUGAUUGUUGUAGCUCUAAUUUGCACAGUUUUGUGUCAACCUUUGGAUUUAGAAAUAAAUGAAGAUGGCUCUAAGGAGGUUCAUCAUCACCUGAGCAAGAGGUUCAUCAAUCCAAUGUUCGCGCUGGGAGGAGGGGGAGACAGCGGAGUCAGCAAAAUGAGGACCAAGCGACAAGCCGAAGAGUGUGAGAAACUGUCGCUAUGUAAACUUCACGCUAGAUCACAACACAGCUUCUUUGCCGCUUUCCAGCUCUACUUCGUCAACAAAGAGAAUGCCAGACUAUGGGACCACCAAGCGAGAUCGGCUGCCGACUGCGAAGCACGCUACGGUUGUUACGAAUAAUUAUACGAAAUUAUUGUUAGAUUACUGCUAUUGGUAGAAGCUUUAAUUGUUUUAUAAUGUUGUAACGUUUCAUGUUAUAAAUUAAUUUAUAUUUAUCAGAAGAAAUUUAUGUCUUGAAACAACAUUUAUAAAUGCAAAAAUACUAAGAACAAUGUGUAUUGCCAGUGCAAAAAAAAUUGCAAUGUUAUUUUCAUGCAUAGAAAAAGUAAAAGAAAUAUAUUAAUUUGGAAAGAUACAGUCAAAAAUAAUAAUGCGCUUAUAAACAAACAAUCCAUUUUAUUUUCCCAGUACAUCACAUAAAUGCAUUUGAAAGUUUAAAACAAUGCACAACAAAAUAUAAAUAAAUUCACUCACUUGUAGCUUAACGAAGAUAACUUAUUUUAUUAUAUUAAUUAAUGAUAUCAAUUGGAAUACGUCACUCAUCAGGAAAUGUUU